Messenger RNA from Metopolophium dirhodum (rose-grain aphid), 1392 nucleotides. RefSeq lists its product as uncharacterized. The record is from RefSeq and is a predicted model, not a curated record. The transcript has a single exon. Lineage: Eukaryota; Metazoa; Arthropoda; Insecta; Hemiptera; Aphididae. Bases 1 to 1392 code for a protein of 463 amino acids.
AUGCUACAUCUUGGUAAUAGUUCAGAGUUAAGAAAGUCGGAAGCAGAAAAACUGUCUGAAGAUCAAGAAACGACAGUAGCGGUUAGUGUACACGUAGCGGCUAGCUCGAGUGACCAGGUAUUAUUGUCAACGGCGGAGGUACGAGUUCAAAACGAGAGUGGCGAAUCGCAAAUCGGACGUGUAUUGUUGGAUUCAGGUUCACAAUGCAAUUUUAUAACCGAAAGUAUGGCACAAAUAUUAAAAUUAAAAAAGACGCGCGUACAGCAUACCGUAUUGGGCAUUGACGGCAAAAGUCAAAACGUGAAGGCGGCUGUCGUAGUGACGAUUCGUUCGCGCAUUAAUAAUUAUAAUUUAACGUGUUCUUGUUUAGUUGUGCCUAAAAUUACAAAUAUAUUACCGUCAGAAAAUAUCGGAGGUGAAUGCAUAGUACCCUCGCAUAUAGAAUUAGCGGAUACUUCAUUCAAAAUUCCAAAAAAAAUUGAUUUGUUGUUAGGCGCGUGUCAUUUUUUCGAAAUAUUGGGUAAACAAAAAAUUAAACUGACAAUAAAUGGACCAAUAUUUCAAGAAACUCAAUUGGGCUGGAUUGUUUCCGGUUUAGUAACAUCAAAAUAUACGAAUGGCAAACCAAAUAAUGUAAAUUGCCAUACCGCGUUAGUAGAGGAAAACAGAAGUACUAAUUUGGAAAUUAUGGUAUCAAAAUGUUGGCGUACAGAGGAGUUUGAAGCGGCAGUACCAUAUACUACGGAAGAAAAAAAAUGUGUCGAUCACUUCGAAAGGACGGUUAAUCGAAAUGAAAACGGUAGGUUUAUCGUACAUUUACCGUUAAAAAAUGACGUUAAUAUAAAAAUCGGACCGUCAUACGAGAUAGCGCAACGUCGAUUUUUAGCAUUAGAGCGCCGAUUACAAAAUGACGAAAAAUUAAAAAAAGAUUAUAUUACGUUUAUGAGCGAAUAUGAAACGUUAGGUCAUAUGGAACUCGUAAAAAAUGAAGAAAAGUUAGGUGAAACGUGUUAUUUACCGCAUCAUGCGGUAAAAAAUGAGAACAGUAAAACAACGAAGUUGCGAGUAGUGUUUGAUGCGUCCUGUAAAACGGAAUCCGGAUAUAGUUUAAACGAUACACUAUUGAAAGGGCCGGUUAUACAGGACGAACUGCUAUAUAUAAUAUCAAGAUUUAGAACACAUAAAUUUGUAUUAACGGCCGAUGUACAAAAGAUGUACCGCCAAGUAUUGGUGACGAAGCAAGAUAGCGAGAAACAACGAAUUUUAUGGCGCGCGGACCCCUCAUUGCCAAUACAAAUUUAUCGUUUAACAACACUUACUUAUGGAACAGCACCGGCGUCAUUUUUGGCAACAGCAUGUUUAAGGAAAAUAUCUGAACUAGAAUCGUCAUAA